This is a messenger RNA of Olea europaea var. sylvestris, 2205 nucleotides long. RefSeq names its product probable GPI-anchored adhesin-like protein PGA55. The record is from RefSeq and is a predicted model, not a curated record. Gene Ontology annotation, cellular component: endoplasmic reticulum. Gene Ontology annotation, biological process: ubiquitin-dependent protein catabolic process. The transcript is spliced from 4 exons. Gene Ontology annotation, molecular function: ubiquitin-like protein conjugating enzyme binding; ubiquitin protein ligase activity. Lineage: Eukaryota; Viridiplantae; Streptophyta; Magnoliopsida; Lamiales; Oleaceae. Bases 588 to 1850 code for a protein of 420 amino acids.
AACAACCCUUCAUCAUCCCAAUUGGAAGGCCGGCAUCAAACGAAAACAACCCAUCUCCUCCAAUUAUCACAGCCACCAAAAUCGUCGACAAACCGCCGACACCACCAUUCCUCCCACUUCCCAGCCAAAUCCUGUCCUCCACCCGUCCACAAUAUCAUCACCUUUGUCAAAAUCUGCCCAUAGCCAAAACCCCAAAUUCAUGUAUCAUGAUACAAUGCCUACCAGCUCCUGAGAAAAUCUAGUCAAAACCAUCCAUGAAGAGCAAAGCAUAAUCGCCACCAAGAAGCCUCUAGUUUGAUGCAUCGACAAUCGAGGUCGAAUCGAUAUUUCUCCCAUAUCUGGUGAAUAUUUAGACCUGAAAUUCAAGAAACCUAGGAGAGACCAUGAUGAAGAUUGAAGAGUGGAUUUUGACUGAGGUGGUGGUGUUGUGGACGUGGAUGAUUGGAUUUGGCAGGAAAGAGUGGCGGUGCAGGCGGUUUUCCGGUGAUUUUGGUGGUAAUGAUAAUUGAAGGAGACGGAUUGUUUUCCUUCGAGGUCGGCGGUUUUAGGAAGAUGAAGGUUUUGCGUCUUGAGGUGUUGUUCGUGUGAUGGAUGAUAACAAUUUGAUGGGCGAAAAUUUGGUGGAUCUUGAUUUGAACCAAGAACCGUUGGACCCACCUGUGAAUUCAGAUUCGAGAUUUGGAUCUAUGUUGAAUGAGUUGGAAACUACCCAUGGUAGGAUAGAGGAGAGGAUUAGACAGCUCGAAGCUGUCACUGCUCUUGCUAGGCAGCGCCAAUUGCGUAAUGCCGUUGAAAUAAGUGACUUUUCUGGCGAACAUGUGGAUGGUGAGAGAGGUGCUUUUAGAGGAAGUGGUGGUGGUGUUAUAGAAAGGAGCUCUGAGAGAGGAAAAGGUUGUAAAAGGGGUAGUUCCUAUUUGGUUGCAAAGGCUUUGGAGAUGAAUUCCGAUGUUAAGAAGGUUGAUAAGGAAGGUGGGAGCUUCUACGAUUGUAAUAUAUGUUUGGAGGUGGCAAGGGAACCUGUAUUGACUUGCUGUGGUCACUUGUUUUGUUGGGUGUGCUUUUAUCAAGUCUCGUAUAUUGAUUCAACUUCUAAGGAAUGUCCGGUUUGUAAAGGAGAGGUAUCUGAUAGCACUGUGAUUCCUAUUUAUGGGAAUGGGGAUAGUGAACCUGUGGCUGAGUUGGAAUCCGGCUUGAAGAUUCCUCCAAGGCCCAAAGCUCAGAGAAUAGAGAGUUUGAGGCAGCAGCAAGUGACAAAUGGUCUAUCUCAUGUUCCAGUUGCGGAAGCAUUGAGGCGAAUUAGGAUUAGUAUUGGUGCAAUGGGGGAUCAAACUGAGGGUGGUAGUCGUAAUUUCAGAUUCGAGUCUGAUGCUCCAGAGGUUCAAAUUGGAGAGGCAGCAAGCCGCCACCGCCUUAGGGUCCAGCGGGUUUCAAGAGUAUUAUCCGAAAGUGCUGCUUCUUUGUCUUCCCUUUCAUCUGCUUUGAGUAAUGAUGAAAGUUUAGUUGCUGAAAGGUUAGUUGAGGACCUUGAAACUGUUUUUAACAACCGGGUUUUAUGGAGUGAUGCCCAGGGUUCAUCUGUUGAGACUGGGAAUAAUCCUCUUACUAGUGAUUCUGCUGUUAUACAAUCUGACCAUCAGGCUCUAGAUUCAAGUUUAGCUGUUUCCUCCUCUUCCCAAACAAGGGAUGUUCCUAGUACUGUUGUACAUAUCCUGGCAAUGAGCACAACGAGUGAAAUCAAUUUGCCCGUGGCACCUUCUUCUUCUGCUACUCGCAGAAGAAGAGUUCUGUCUAGGGUUUCAAAUGCAGACAAUCGGGAUUCCCGUGAAUCUAGAAGGAGAAGAUUGAGCUGAAUGAUUCCUGACAGAAUAAGAAUGCUUCGUGUAAAUCAACCUGUUGCCUACUUGGAGGUUAGCAUCUGAGAUGUGGACGUGCACUCGACCUGCUUGCGGACUUCUUAAAGUGCUUAGACGUGAAGUAUGUUGCAGGAUUUUAAGGACAGUGUAUGGUAACUGGAGUUUAUUACUGUUAUAGGCUUAAAUUUUUUCUUAGCCCUUUUGUUGACUGAUUCGUCGCUCUUUUAUAGUUUUACUGAUAUACAAAUUGCCCUGUUUUCGGCUUUUGAUUGAAUGGUUUUGGUGUACUUUUUCAUAAUUACAAUGUGAGGAUAGUAGUGGUAUAUGGAUAUGAAUGAAGUUUUAAAAGAUU